Paramecium pentaurelia is the source of this 1068-nucleotide messenger RNA. Lineage: Eukaryota; Ciliophora; Oligohymenophorea; Peniculida; Parameciidae. The record is from the annotation of a GenBank genome assembly.
AUGAAUAAUAUGUCUUCUUUACAUUAAGAUAAAAAAAAAGAUGAAAGAGAUAAUGAUGAUAGCUAUUAUUGUUGCUUCUAUAAAAAAAGAAUAUAGGUUCAAUAAAUUUCAAAGAAUUCAAAUUCAAUGAACUACUCUAUUCUAAAUAAAAAUAUUAUUAAUUUAGAGUCCUUAUAAGAAGUUUAAUUUCUAUUAGAAACUUAUCCAGAAAGACAAGCACUUUUAAAUAGUCUUAGAUACAAAGUAAUUAAUCUAGAUAAAUAUCCCUUAAUACUUGUAUAUAAAAAAGAAUCAUUACAACCAGACUUAUAGGUAGGAGAAGAUGAAGUAACACUCAUUUUAUCAUAUCCAGAAUAUGAAGUUGAAUAUACGCCACUUAUUAUUCAUUCAAAAAUAAUGGAAAAUAUUGAUUAUAAAAAGGAAAGUGAUUAAAGUGAAAUAUAUUUCAGCGGUAUUUUCUAACAUCUUAAUACUAAUAUUUGUGAUAAUGUAAUUGUGAUUCCAUUUAGUCCAUCCUUAAUGAUCAUUGAUCCUGUUUUCAAUGAACUCAAAUUAGAAUGUAGAUAAGCAUUAUUCAACCUAUUAAUUCCAUUUAUACCUAUUUUAGAUAAAGUAUCCAUUAUUCUUCCAAACAUUGUACCAUUAAAUAGUAUAAUGUCAAUUGUUGAACCACUGAUAAGUUUGAGAAUUAAAAUGAUGCCCUACUCAAAUUAUACAACACUCAUUGUAAAUUGUAUUUAAGAGAACAAUCGCUUUGAUGAUUUUAAAUAAUACAGAAUUACUUUUGAUCUUAAAUAUUAUCACAAAAAAGUUAACCAAUUUGUGAAAUAGAAAUUAAGUACUGAUCAUAACAUUGAUAAUUUGCCUGUUCAAUUCUUGGCUCAAUUAUUAUGGACCAAUAAACCUUUGUCAAACUAACAGUUCUUAGAACAAACUUAAAGUAUUUCGUAAAGAAAAUCAGACCCUAUCUAAUAGACUUCACCGGUCACUCCAAUUUAUAAUUAUGAGAGCAAUUACAAAUUUGAAUUAGAAGGGUCAUCUCUCAAAAAAGAUAAAGAAUCAUAUUGA